AUGAGAUAUUUGCCAAUCUUGUAUCAACUACUUUGCUUCCUAUUAUUUCUAUGUAUUCAAGCUACUCUUUUAUCAUCUUCUUCUUCAGCAACACAAUUGUGCUCUCGUGAUGAAAGUUCUGCCUUGUUCCAAUUCAAAACCCUAUUUUCCAUCAAGAAAACUGCUUCCAUAGGUUGUGAAAACAUUAGAUCUUAUCCUAAAACCAACUCGUGGAAGGAGGGCAUAGAUUGCUGCUUAUGGGAUGGAGUCAGCUGUGACAACAUCACCGGUCAUGUAAUCAACCUUGACUUGAGUUGUAGCUGGCUUUCUGGCACCCUCCCUUCAAACACCAGCCUCUUCCUUCUUUCAAAUUUGCAAAGGCUUGACUUAUCUUUCAAUGAUUUCAAGAAAUCCAAAAUUUCAUCCAAGUUUGGUCGCUUUGCAAGUUUAACACACCUUGACCUUUCCAAUUCUUGGUUUUCCGGCCGAGUUCCCUAUGAAAUCUCCUAUCUAUCCAAACUAGUUUUUCUGAAUCUUUCCCCCAAUCCAUCUGUUUAUUUGAUUGACAGUAGUCAGGCACUUGAACCAAAACUGAAACUUGAAAAAUCUACUCUAAAUGGAAUUGUUCGGAACCUAACAGAGGUAAGAGAAAUUAUUCUUGAUGGAAUAGAUAUGUCCUCGGUUGAUCCUAAAUCCUUCAUGAAUCUAUCUUAUUCUCUGACAUCUCUUAGUCUUACUUCUUGUGAUUUGCGGCGAAAAUUUCCAGAGAACAGUUUCAGCCUUCCCAAUAUCAAGAAACUCAUUUUGAAUGGAAACCCCAGUCUCACUGGUCAGUUUCCAAAACCCAAUUGGAGUAGUCCUCUUGAGGUUUUGGAUACUUCUCUUACGUCUUUCUCUGGAGAACUGCCCGAAUCAAUUGGAAAUUUGAAGUCUUUACUGGGUUUGGAUCUUACUGGUUGUAACUUUUCAGGAUCAAUUCCAAUAUCACUAGGAAAUCUAUCCCAACGAAGAUUUUUAUUCCUCUCAGUUAACAAUUUUAGUGGUGAGAUUCCAUCUUCAUUUACUAACCUCACACAACUGGCAAUUCUUCAGAUUUGUUCCAACCGAUUGGAGGGUUCCAUUCCUGAUAACCCAAAUGCCUUUCCAAAUCUCGGCUUUCUAGAUUUAUCUAAUAACUUACUCAGCGGUACAACACCAUCUUGGCUUUAUACGCAUCCAAGUUUGUCUUUUUUGGAUCUUGGAAACAAUCACUUUCAGGGUUCUAUUCCAAGCUCAAUAUCAAAACUUGUGAACCUCACUGUUCUUGAUUUAUCGUCAAAUAGUCUAAACGGGACAAUAAGUUGGGACAUGUUCUCAGAGCUUCAAAAUCUCAACCAGCUGCAUCUUUCAUCUAAUACCCUAUCGCUAAGCUCCACUAACCGAGUCAACUUUGUCUUACCUAACCUUGAAUAUGUGAAUUCAUCGUCUAACAACUUCAAUGAAUUUCCUAGUUUUCUAAAAGGAUCAAAAAAAUUAAAUUCUUUAGACCUUUCUUAUAAUAGAAUUGAUGGCCAAAUUUCCAAUUUUCCAUGGAAAGACAUUAAGUUUCUUGACCUCCAUUCCAAUUUCAUUCAAGGUGAUCUACCAAUAUUACCCCGUAAUAUCACAUUCCUAUCAGUCUCAAACAACAACUUGACUGGAGAUAUUUCUGAUAUAUGCAGUGUGAAGUUUCUGGAGAUUCUCGAUAUGUCUCAUAAUAACUUUAGGGGAAUCAUCCCACAAUGUAUUGGAAGCUUUAGCCAAAGGCUUUCAUCGUUGAACUUGAAGAUGAAUAAGUUCCAUGGAAUCAUUCCUCCAACAUUUGCAAAAGGAUGUGGAUUGAAGAAUCUGAACUUGAAUAGCAAUCAUUUGGGAGGGCCUCUGACCCAAUCAAUCAGCAAUUGCAAAGACUUGGAAGUGCUAGAUCUUGGCAACAACAAGAUAAACGAUACUUUUCCUCAUUGGAUCGAAGCACUAUCAGAGUUGCAAGUUCUUGUACUAAGUUCCAAUAAGUUCGCAGGUUCAACAGGUGCUUCUAAGAACCCUCAAUCUCUUCCAAAAUUGCGAAUUAUUGAUCUCUCCAACAAUAGCUUUUUCGGUCCUUUACCGACCAGCUAUAUCAAAAAUUUUAGAGGAAUGAUGAAUCUUGACAAAGGCAAAGCUAGGAGCUACAUGCAGGAAAGAAAUUACUCGUAUGAUUAUUCUGUUGCCUUAGUCGUAAAAGGGUUGGAGAUUGAAUUGGUUAAGAUUUUAACUAUAUUCACCAGCAUUGAUUUCUCUAAUAACAAAUUUGAAGGGGAGAUUCCAAGAAUUAUUGGAGAGCUUAGUUCACUCCGAGGGCUUAACCUUUCUCAUAACAAUCUCGUUGGUCAUAUCCCAUCGUCCCUUGGAAAUAUGACUAGUCUUGAAUGGUUAGACCUUUCUUCCAAUAGAUUGGGUGGGCAAAUUCCAAGGGAAUUGGUAGAUUUGACAUUUCUUUCCUUCUUCAACGUUUCAUGUAAUCAACUUGUUGGGCCUAUACCACAAGGCAAGCAGUUCAACACUUUUGAAAAUGGUUCGUAUGAAGGAAAUAAGGGAUUAUGUGGACCUCCACUCUCUAGAGGUUGCAGCGGUAAUGAGUCACAACAACCAGCACCAUGGAUGAACUCCGGGAAAGACGAUGGAUCAAAACUUGAAUUUGGGUGGAAAGUUGUUUUGAUUGGUUAUGGAUUUGGAUUCAUAUUUGGAGUGGCAAUCGGAUGUUUUGCUCUUCGAAUGGGGGAAUCAUCCCACAAUGUAUUGGAAGCUUUAGCCCAAAGGCUUUCAUCGUUGAACUUGAAGAUGAAUAAGUUCCAUGGAAUCAUUCCUCCAACAUUUGCAAAAGGAUGUGGAUUGAAGAAUCUGAACUUGAAUAGCAAUCAUUUGGGAGGGCCUCUGACCCAAUCAAUCAGCAAUUGCAAAGGACUUGGAAGUGCUAGAUCUUGGCAACAACAAGAUAAACGAUACUUUCCUCAUUGGAUCGAAGCACUAUCAGAGUUGCAAGUUCUUGUACUAAGUUCCAAUAAGUUCGCAGGUUCAACAGGUGCUUCUAAGAACCCUCAAUCUCUUCCAAAAUUGCGAAUUAUUGAUCUCUCCAACAAUAGCUUUUUCGGUCCUUUACCGACCAGCUAUAUCAAAAAUUUUAGAGGAAUGAUGAAUCUUGACAAAGGCAAAGCUAGGAGCUACAUGCAGGAAAGAAAUUACUCCAUUGAUUUCUCUAAUAACAAAUUUGAAGGGGAGAUUCCAAGAAUUAUUGGAGAGCUUAGUUCACUCCGAGGCCUUAACCUUUCUCAUAACAAUCUUGUUGGUCAUAUCCCAUCGUCCCUUGGAAAUAUGACUAGUCUUGAAUGGCAAGCAGUUCACACUUUUGAAAAUGGUUCGUAUGAAGGAAAUAAGGGAUUAUGUGGACCUCCACUCUCUAGAGGUUGCAGCGGUAAUGAGUCACAACAACCAGCAUCAUGGAUGAACUCCGGGAAAGACGAUGGAUCAAAACUUGAAUUUGGGUGGAAAGUUGUUUUGACUGGUUAUGGAUUUGGAUUCAUAUUUGGAGUGGCAAUCGGAUGUUUUGCUCUUCGAAUGGUUGAUCUAUCAAGUAACAAGUUUCAAAGAAAGAUUCCAAAGAUUAUUGGAAAGCUUAGCUCGGUCAUUGGGCUUAACCUAUCUCAUAAUAAUCUUAUUGGUCAUAUUACACCAUUAUUUGGAAAUUUGAUCAAUCUUGAAUGGUUAGACCUAUCGUUAAACAAGCUUGAUGGCAAGAAUCCAGAGCAAUUGCUGAAUCUAAAAUGGCUUUCUUUCUUAAACCUUUCCGACAAUGAACUUGUUCGGCGCAUUCCACAAGGCAAACAGUUCAGCACAUUUGAGAACAGUUCCUAUGAAGGGAAUGCAAGAUUAUGUGGUUUUCCACUCUCUAGAGAUUGUAGCAGUAAUCAAGCACAACAGCCACCAGAAAAAGAUCACUCAAAAUCUGAAAUCAGAUUUGGGUGGAAAGUUGUGUUGAUCGGAUAUAUGUCUGGAUUUACGUUUGGAUUGGCCAUGGGAUAUGUUGUGUUUCGAACUGGAAAACCAAAAUGGUUUGUGACCUUGGUUGUAGGCAAAUGUCAUCGAAGGACAAAAAAGUCAUCACCAAUGGCUCACUGCAAAUGA
Durio zibethinus is the source of this 4158-nucleotide messenger RNA. NCBI's taxonomy places the organism in Eukaryota, Viridiplantae, Streptophyta, Magnoliopsida, Malvales, Malvaceae. The record is from RefSeq and is a predicted model, not a curated record.